Messenger RNA from Ustilaginoidea virens, 1965 nucleotides. RefSeq lists its product as uncharacterized. The record is from RefSeq and is a predicted model, not a curated record. The transcript has 2 exons. Lineage: Eukaryota; Fungi; Ascomycota; Sordariomycetes; Hypocreales; Clavicipitaceae. Bases 1 to 1965 code for a protein of 654 amino acids.
AUGAGCGCCAGCACCCAUCUCGAGCACAUCGACGCCGCGGAUGCUUUCGCCAGGACCCUGUUCCUCCGCGCCAAAUCCUGCCCGUCGCCCCUCUUCGCCGGCGUCGCGGCUGCUGUGCGCCAGCUCCAUCUUGCUCUGCGGCAUCUCCGGGUCGAGGCGGCCGAUCCCGAUUCCCUGCUGAGGCGCGCCGACGCCCCCGUCUACACCCGCCAGCUUCGCCCCCUGGUCCAGGACUGCAGCUUUGCCCUCAAGCAGCUCGAAGCCGUGCUGGAAAAUCACGACGUCGCUCGAGGCCGAGAAACAAGCGGCUUGGCGGACCGCGUGGCCGCUGUGCGUUCCCGUCUCGCCACCCAGACGGCCAGCAUCGACAUGUUCCUCGACACCGUGCAGCUGCACAAUCCCGCAAGCAACGCCCCCGAGCUCGUGCCCCUGGACAGCAGCGAUGCCAACCUGGAAAUCAUCAAGGACAAGGUGGACGACAUCGCGACCAGGCUCUUUCGACGGCGGGAUACCGAGGGCAGCAUCGUAGACGACCAGGACGACAAGUGGCGCGACUUCAAGUCCGAGCUGGAGACGGAGGGCUUUUCUCCUCGAGUCUUGCAGCAGCACAAGGACAUUCUUCGCGCCUACAUACGGGAACUGCAGUCCGUGUCGACUGCAAACGGUGGAGCGCCCCCGACCGUCAGAGGGCUUCUUGAGCAAGCUGCGUCGAACCAGCCCUCCCCUCCAGUCCCCCCCAAGGAGCCUCUGUCUCCACGGGAACUGCACGCCGGCGCUGACAGCGACAAGAAUCUCCCCGGCGUGAAGCAGCUGCAACGUGGGACCCUCGAUCUAGCACCGGUGGUCCCUGGUGACGCCAAGGCGGCCAAUAAGCGCUCCUUCUCGUUUCAAGAUGGUGCAAGCGGGCAGGGCGACUCUCUCGCCCUCGUCUCGACCCAGGAUCUGAUCACCAUGGACAAUCUCAACUCUCGCAUGGCCGGUAUGCAUCUACACCCGACCUUGCACCCGCAUUCUCCGCCGUCGCAAGCACGAAGCAUUUCGAACCCUUUACCUCUGGCCAUCGCAGGAAGCUGGCCACCACCCCACGUGACGACGGGGCACCCGCAUACCACCUCCUCCCUGAGCGAAUCGCCGGCAGACACGGCAUCAUCAGCUUCAAGAACCGUAGCCAGCUUGGCGCCCGACAGGUACGGCAAGGCCAUCCCCAUGGACGCACCGUGGACAAAGGUCAGGAGGUCUCUCAUCAGCCCAGAGGUCCUCGAGCGCGCUGGCGUGCGUUACGAAGCACGGCCCGAAUACGUCGCCAUACUAGGGCGCCUACCCCGAGAGCAGGUCGCAGAAUACGCCAGGCAAAGCGCCGAGUGCCGGGCCGCUCGAGCCUGCGCACCAGCAGCAGCAGCAGCACCACCACCACCACCACCACCACCGUCGCACCCGCAGGCUCGACACCACCACCACCGCGGUCGAGCCAACUCGAGCAGCAGCCGCGACGACAGCGACGACAGCGUGCUGUGGGACGAAAGCGACGCCACCGACUACGACGACGACAAGCCGUCCGAGCGGGCGGCAAGAAGCUAUCCAUACAUUGUCAGCCCCCCCGCCAGGAGCAGGACCUCCCCUUCCACAACUGUCACGCCCAAGCCCAUCCUGAAGAACAAAAACGCCAACCACGUCCGAUUCGACCCGGAGCCGCACGAAGUGCGCGCAGCGGACGCGACGUCUCCAAGAUGCUCCGACCGACGCCAACGGCACCGCGACUACCGGGAUAGCGGCGAGCGCUCGCGCCACUCGCACAAAAGUGACCGCGACCGCGACCGCGACCGCGACCGGGACCGUCGGAGAGACCGCCGCGAAGAGCGCCACAUGAGGAGGAAAACGUGGGGAGAGACCAUUGGCGUCGUUGGCAUCGGCGGCGCUGCCGCCAGCCUGCUUGGCGUUCUGACGGAAGCAGCUGUUGGGUUUUGA